GGCGCGGCCGCGCUCCCAUCCCCCCACCCACCGCCCGCCCCUCGCCCUGUUCCUUUUGAACAAUUCCUGGCUGGUGUGACUGUCACCAGGGGCGAUCGCGUCGAGCCCCUGCGGCUCCAGCCCGGUGCUUCUGCUCCCUGGCUGCGCUGCAGUCACUCACCGCUUCAGAGGUGCGGGGGCACGGUUGGUGCUAUUUUCACAUGUCCACUAGAAGUCAUUAAGACGAGGUUGCAGUCUUCCCGACUAGCUCUUCGAACGGUGUAUUAUCCUCAAGUUCAUCUGGGGACCAUCAGUGGAGCUGGAGUGAUGAGACCAACGUCUGUGACACCUGGACUCUUACAGGUUCUGAAGUCGAUCCUGGAAAAGGAGGGACCAAAGUCACUUUUUAGAGGCUUGGGUCCAAAUUUGGUGGGAGUUGCACCAUCAAGGGCUGUGUACUUUGCAUGUUACUCCAAAGCCAAAGAGCAAUUUAAUGGCAUUUUCGUGCCGAAUAGCAAUACUGUGCACAUUUUCUCAGCUGGCUCUGCAGCUUUUGUCACAAACACCUUAAUGAAUCCUAUCUGGAUGGUUAAAACGAGGAUGCAGCUAGAACGGAAGGUGAGAGGCUGCAAGCAGAUGAAUACACUCCAGUGUGCUCGGCAUGUGUACCAGACAGAAGGCAUCCGUGGCUUCUAUAGAGGCCUGACUGCCUCGUAUGCUGGGAUCUCAGAGACGAUCAUCUGCUUUGCUAUUUAUGAGAGUUUAAAGAAGUGUCUGAAAGAAGCUCCGAUCGUCUCCUCCACGGAUGGGAAUGAGAAAAGUUCCUCUGGCUUUUUUGGACUCAUGGCAGCUGCUGCUGUUUCUAAAGGAUGUGCCUCCUGUAUUGCUUACCCACAUGAGGUCAUCAGGACACGGCUCCGGGAGGAAGGCACCAAGUACAAGUCGUUCGUGCAGACGGCCCGCCUGGUGUUCCGGGAGGAAGGCUACCUUGCCUUCUACCGAGGACUUUUUGCUCAGCUCAUCCGGCAGAUCCCCAAUACUGCCAUUGUGCUGUCCACCUAUGAGUUCAUCGUGUACCUGCUGGGAGAGCGUGCUUAGUAACAGGCCACACGGUUGUGCUCUAGAAGAAUAAAACUGAAAACCCUAGAGAUUUUCUUUUCCGUUGAUGUUUAGUGUUCAAACUGAGACAGCAAAGGCCGUAGAAUACCUGGCUCGUGACACCUGUUGGACAUUUCCUUUUGGAUUCAUGUUUCUGGAAGGUUUUAAUUCAUUAACGUUAAUAGUUAAUUAUAACUUUUUUUUUAACUUAAGAGGAUUGAGGAUUGAGCAGCAAGUAAAUUAAAUCAUGCUAUUUAAUUGAA
Molecule: messenger RNA, 1340 nt
Organism: Peromyscus maniculatus bairdii (prairie deer mouse)
Lineage: Eukaryota; Metazoa; Chordata; Mammalia; Rodentia; Cricetidae
Source: RefSeq, a predicted model, not a curated record